Pelobates cultripes (western spadefoot toad) is the source of this 22863-nucleotide messenger RNA. NCBI's taxonomy places the organism in Eukaryota, Metazoa, Chordata, Amphibia, Anura, Pelobatidae. The record is from the annotation of a GenBank genome assembly.
AUGAGUGACUCACCACAAUCACCACCAUCUGACUUACAGUCAAUGAUUAACUCGGUGGUGGCCACCUCAGUGGAAAAGGCUAUUGCCAAACUACUGGUGCAGAUCCCAAAAACAGACACGGUCACCGAAACAACCACAGAAACGAAAGAACCUGCCUUCCCCAGAGAAGCCCCCAAAAUAAAGCGGCAAUGGAAAGGCGCCGGCUCAGGCACCCAAAAACCAAAACUCAGUUGAAAAGGAGCCGUCAGGCAGAAAGACGGGAACCAUCCCUCCACACACCCCGUCCUCGGAGGACGAUGACCACAACCCUCCGCCAUCACUCGAAAUUAUGGACGAGUGGAAAAGUGAGGGCAAGGUUGCGAGCAGAAUGCCCAAGACCCAUACUGCCGGACAAAUUUGCACAGACCCCAGAAUUCGACACUACCGUGUUACUGUUCAUGUCCCUCACGGGCCGUGAAAGGUAUAGAGAAGGGCCUGAAGGAAUCUCAGGAAAAGCUCCUCGACAUACUAGGCCCUCUGGCCAAGAUACUAUACCUGGCUGACUUAGCCCUCUCCCAGGGCGCCGCAUUAGACGCCAAUUUUAUACGAGAAUGGGUGCAACGGGCUAUCUGUAUACUGGGCAACACUAACGCGGCAAUGUGAGCAGAACGCCGCAAGGCAGCGUUGCUGAAAUGGACCCCAAACUAAUGGAGCUGGGAAAGAAAGAGAUGGGACCACUGGCGAACGGCCAACUCUUCGGGGACUCAUUUAUAAAAGAGCUAAAAAAGCAUGUGAACCUAUUCACUACACUGAAUAAGGCACAGACAUCCAUCAAACAAGUAUUUCGCAACACCACACCACACCGUGGGGUUUUUGGCAGGGCUGGUCGCCAAAGGGGUCGAGCCACCAGCCGAUUCUGGCCCACAGGCCCCAGAAAACAAACGCCUCAAGUGUUCUUCCGAUCUUCAAGAACCAACUUCCCACAAGGGUCAUCCCGUCCCAGAGGUAUCCGCACCCGCGGACGCGGACGCUUUAAUGCAGGUGAGCACUCCAAACGUGAUGUUUUCACACUCUCAUAUGACUGCAGGCAGACUGUCUCUCUUUUCACAGGAAUGGGGAAAGAUAUCCUCGGACAACUGGGUCCUACAAACAGUAGCGGGCUACGAGAUUGAGUUUUCAGACACCCCAGUGCAGAACCGUCGCCCACCACCAAUAAGAGCGUCGGCAUUGUACACCGAACUCAUAGACAACGAGAUCCAGGCCCUGUUCGACAAAGGGGCGGUAGAGAUUGCCCCGGACGAUACGGGCAUCUUCAGCAACAUCUUCGUGGUCCAAAAGAAGACAGGAGACUACAGACCGGUCAUCAACCUACGACAACUGAACGGAUUUGCUAACUACCGACAUUUCAAAAUGGAAGGAAUCCACCUCCUCAGAGACCUAUUCUUAAAACACGACUGGUUCACUCGGCUAGACCUAAGAGACGCCUAUCUAUCGGUACCGAUAGCCAACGUCAGUCGACCUUUCCUCCGUUUCACCUGGAAAAGAAUUACUUGCCAAUUCACUUGUCUCCCAUUCGGCCUCAGCUCAGCACACUGGUACUUCACAAAACUCAUGAAGCCGGUGAUGGCACACCUGAGGGGAAAGGGCAUCCGUUUCCUAAUAUACCUGGAUGAUAUUCUGAUAUUCUGCGAGACUGCAUCCAGGCUUCGAUCUCAAAUGAAAUUCAUAGUGCAAUUACUGGAAUUGUUGGGAUUCAUCAUGAACAGAGAAAAAUCAUCACUCUACCCAGCCAGGGUUGUACAAUUUCUGGGGUUCAAAAUAAACUCGAGAACGUGCACUCUGCGACUGCCCAUGACAAAGAUUGCGACAAUACGGAAAGAAAUACGCCGGGUACUCCGAAAAGACUCAAUACCACUACGCCUUCUGGCCAGAAUGGUAGGCCUAUUAUCAUCUUCCAUACAAGCGAUCUUCCCGGGACCAAUCCAUUAUCGGGCCAUGCAACGGGCAAAGGCCCACCAUUUAAGACAGGGCAGUACAUACGACCAUUGGAUUCCAGUGUCAGAAGAAAUGCGGACGGAACUCCGUUGGUGGCUCCUCCACAUGGAGGCCUGGAACGGCAGAGCCAUAUUCGGACCAAACCCAGACUUUGUUCUAGAAUCGGACACCAACCUAUGGGGCUGGAGAGCCCACUGCACGCAGGCAUCCACGGGAGGCCCGUGGUCAGAGGAAGAAAAACUCCUACACAUCAAUUGCCUGGAAUUCAUAGCGGGCUCCAUUGCGAUACGCAGUUUGGCCAAACACAUGUCUAACUGCUGCAUACUCUUAUGCAUGGACAACAUAUCAGCAGUCCAGUACAUAAACCAUCUAGGCAGAGCCAGGUCACGAGCCCUAACAGAAGCGACGAGGGUCGUCUAUCUGUUUUGCCUUCCUCGUAACAUGAGGAUCAGGGCAGAAUACCUACCUGGAGUCAGCAAUCUCACGGCAGAGUGGUUCUCUCGACAUUGGAGAGACAGCAGCGAUUGGCACCUAGACACCGCCAUCUUCAACAGGGUGAGAACGGUAGACCUCUUCACGGACGAACACACAACUACCAACUACACAACUUACAGUUGGCUCCCGGACCCACAGAGCGAAGUGGUGGACACGUUCUUACAACAAUGGCCAUCGAAAGGUGCGUACGCAUUCGCGCCAUUCUCAAUGCUGGCAAGAGUCCCUCAUUACCUACGCGGAUCAAGGACAUCGUUGAUACUGAUCGCACCAUUGUGGAAGAGCCAAGCCUGGUUCCCAGACCUACUAGACCAUCUAGUCUUACCAGUGUUCCCACUCCUCCUUACGAACCCGGAAGUGGAACCUCACCUACUAAUAACAGAGGAACGGCUAGAAUCAGUGGCCUGGAGUCUUUCCGGGGAUCCUGGAACGUCUCAGGCCUAUUGUAGACAACUAGAGUCCUGGGACUCAUGGGCACCUGGCACUACAUGCAGCUACUUAUCAGCAUGGAAUACAUGGAAUCGCUGGUGCAUGGAGAGGGACCUCGAUCCCUUUACAGCACCUAUUUCCUACGUACUAAAUUUUCUGUCCAGUCUAUUCUCCGAAGGCAGAGCAUACCGUUCUAUUAAUGUUACUCGAUCCGCCAUCUCGGCAGCUCACACCCCGAUAAACGGAACACCAGUGGGUCAGAAGGCUUUGAUAUGCCGUCUACUUCGGGGCAUCAGACUGUCCAGACCCCCGGACGGUUUUACUAUAACACCAGAAGGAGUUACAUUCAUUGUGUCUCGCAGGACCAAAACGGACUCUACAUCCGUGUCCUACCCCUUUUUUCCGACGGUUCCUCAUUUAUGCGUCGUGAACGCACUUCUACGGUAUGUAGAAGUAACUGAUUCUCUCCGGUUUUUUAGAUCGGGUCAGCUACUGGUAUCAUAUACCAAGCCAUACAAACCUGUUCUAUACACCAAAACUGCUUCAUUAAGCUAAAGUUGUUCAGGUGACUAUAGUGUCCCUUUAAAAUUAAGAUUAUAGGUACACUACGUUAGCAUAAUCUACAAUUCCUCCACAACAUGUGAGAGACUGAUAAAGUCAUACAGAGUACAUUACUUUAAGUUAUUGCUGCUAAAUGUGGUUCUACAAACUAUUGAAUCGUGAGGUGUAAUCAGUAAUACAUGGCUUCUCCAUUUUCUUUAAUUAUUUUGUUUUAAAUAAAUCAUUAAACAGUGUAAUAUGUCAUGUGUUAUUGUUACUCUGAGAUUGUAUUUACCUAAUUUUAAGACCUGCUAUGAACAGAUGAUUGUUAUUAUCUCCUGACAUGUAACACCAUAGAAUUCAAAGAGGGUGUACUUUUUAUACCAUUACUGUCGUUGUUUCCAAGCCGCUAGCCACAAAAUCUUAAUUAUAAUAUAUGGAAAUAUCAAUCAUGGAAGAUGUUAGUCAUUUAUAAAGAACAUCAAAGGGAUAUAGAGUUUAGAAGCUGAUAAUAAAUCAGGGUUGGUAGCACGAAAAAUGUUUAUAAAACAUUUAUAGAUGAAUACAAAUACAAAGAAACAAGUCCUGCGCUCAAACUCCCAUCACUCCUGGGUGGCAGCAAUGACCAUAGUACACACCAUCCCCAAUACAUUUAGUAAAAACCAAAGAAAAAGAGUUACCUGCGCUCUUUUCACAUACCUAUGUAUCUUUAAACAAAUGGAGGUUUUUAGUUACAUCCAAUGGCCAUUAGAGGAUAUGCCAACCUGUUUUCAGAUGUGACAGCAGAUUGUGUUUACUUUUGAAGUUUUUUUUUUUUUUUUUAUCUCCUGCUCUGCUAAUUCACCAUUAAUCAGACACAGGAGGUGCCUGUAGCCUCUAGCAUCCUAUUAACAGAGCGGGAGAUAGGAAAUUCUAAAUGAAACAGGCUGUGCAGUACAUUAUAAUAAUAUUUGAGCAUUAGACCUCUCUUUACAGUUAAAGGACCACUAUAGUGCCAGGAAAACAUACUCGUUAAACUUACCUCUUUCUCCAGCGCCGGGCGGGGAGCUCUCCUCCUCCUCUCCUGAAUGCGCAUGCAUUCACAAUGCUUUCCUAUGGACGCUGGCGUUUUCUCACUGUGAAAAUCACAGUGAGAAGCACGCAAGCGCCUCUAGUUGCUGUCAAUGAGACAGCCACUAGAGGCUGGAUUAAAGGACCACUAUAGGCACCCAGACCACUUCAGCUUAAUGAAGUGGUCUGGGUGCCAGGUCCAGAUAGGAUUAACCCUUUUUUUUUUUAUAAACAUAGCAGUUUCAGAGAGCCUCUAGUGGCUGUCUCACUGACAGCCGCUAGAGGCGCUUGCUUGCUUCUCACUGUGAAAAUCACAGUGAGAAGACACCAGCGUCCAUAGGAAAGCAUUAUGAAUGCUUUCCUAUGAGACUGGCUGCAUGCGCGUACGGCUCCUGCCGCGCAUGCGCAUUCAGCCGAUGAUGUCGCUAGGAAGAAGGAGAGGAGGAGGAAAGCUCCCCGCCCGGCGCUGGAGAAAGGUAAGUGUUUAACCCCUUCCUCUCCCCAGAGCCCAGUGGGAGGGGGACCCUGAGGGUUGGGGCACCCUCAGGGCACUAUAGUGGUCCUUUAACCCGAAUGUAAACAUAGCAGUUUGUUUAUAGAAAAAAAGGGUUAACCCUAGCUGGACCUGGCACCCAGACCACUUCAUUAAGCUGAAGUGGUCUGGGUGCCUAUAGUGGUCCUUUAAUGUGUAGGGAGACUGUAUUGGUCACAUGCAGGAAGGUGUGACUAAGACUGCAUGAACAAAAUGACUUAAAUUGACUGGAGUGCUGCCGUGCAGGGGUGCCGCUUAUUGGCUGUCGGCAGUCUGCAGACCCUCUCAUCCAAUCAGUGACUCUCCAUUCACUAAACUGGCCUGGAAUGAAAUGUACCUUUUUCAAGCCAAUUUAAUGAAUGGGAAGUAGUCGUUUCUAGCCUGAGAGGAUCAGCCACCCACGCUCAGCCAAUCAGGGGUGCCCGUGCUCGGCAGCGGUCUGCGCUUUCUAAAUCUGAAGAUUCCGAAGUCGAUUACCCUGGGGGAGGGGUAGUUGAGACUGGCGCUGUAGAGCAAAAAAUGGGUCACAAGAGUAUCCUGAGAACGGACAGCAGCUAAAAUAGCCUGCCCUUUGGUGGGUCCCCGCUCAGAACUCAAGCUGGUUUUAGCUCAACUUGUGCCAUUACAGAGAGAACAUAUCUGAAGCAUAUCAGACUGGUCCCACCCAUACGGGCAGUCCAGAUCCGAAAUGCCAGCAAGUUCUCUCUGCACGAGAGAUACAGCAACCCCAGACGAUCGUUUCAGCCUUGUUAGGCAUCGUCAGUGAGGCAUAGCUGAUAUCUCUCUAGGCACCGUGAGCAAGGGGUCCACGUCUGGAUUACCCUUUAAACUAAUGGAGAGCAAAAAAUGGGUCGCAAGAGUAUCCCGAGAACGGACAGCAGCUAAAAUAGCCUGCCCUUCGGUGGGUCCCCGCUCAGAACUCAGGCGCUGUAGGCAACUUUGGGGUUAAACCUUUACAGAAUGGUUUAACCCCUUGAAGUAAGGGUGCCUCCUGGCACCAUAACAACUUAUUUAAUUUAGAUAAAGUUGUUUUAGUGCCUAGAGUGUCCCUUUAACUGCAGUAAAACAUAAUGUUAAUAGAUAUUAUACAAGGCAGCUUGGUACCCACUCACUGCUUAUUUAACAGAACCUGUAGGAUAUAAAGAAACCUGGCAGGCUGACCAGCUGUAGAAUAUACUGGAGCUUCCAUAAUAAAAGUAAUAUUGUUAUACCAUUACAGUGUACAGGUAGCUAUUGCUCCUCUAUAAUAGCUGCUCACUCACCCAGUGAUCCCCCCCACUACCACCACAACAACUCUGGAGGUGACAGGACCUCGGAGUAACCAUAGCAACCAACUGUCCCUUCCGCCCAACUGCUACCGGAACUAAACGUCCGACUGACAGUCGGCUGCGCCAAUGGGAAGACGGGAAGGGCCGGAGACCGUGUGAUUGAUGUUCUAGCUGACCAAUCAGGUAGCUCGGGAGGCGGAAGUCUGUUCCUUAGAGGGUGUUGCUGUGUGGGGAUUAGAGACGGUUUAACGGACAGGAGGUGAUACAGGGAAGGCAGGAAUCCCAGCAGGUAAUGACAUCUCCCUAUAGCCGAGCAGCCUAGCUCCAUUCUGUCACUCAGUGUGUAUGUACAGGGGCUGGGGGGUUUCACUUAUUUCCUAUUAAUGUCUUUAGCUGGGGGCUGACCAUCAUGUUAAACCAGCCACAUGGCUGCCUGAGCCUCAUGGGAAUGAGAUAUAACUGCAUUACCCGGGGUAUGGCAGAAAUAAAAGCUCAUGGUGCUCUGCUAGCCCUAAGCAUCAUGGGAGUUGUAGUUCUGCAGGGGCUGGUGUGGAGCCCCCCUCCCUCUCCUGUAUGCAGUCAUUAUCCAUACCUGUAUGCAGUCAUUAUCCAUACCUGGUCUGUAGGUCUCCUGUAUGCAGUCAUUAUCCAUACCUGGUCUGUAGGUCUCCUGUAUGCAGUCAUUAUCCAUACCUGGUCUGUAGGUCUCCUGUAUGCAGUCAUUAUCCAUACCUGUAUGCAGUCAUUAUCCAUACCUGUAUGCAGUCAUUAUCCAUACCUGUAUGCAGUCAUUAUCCAUACCUGUAUGCAGUCAUUAUCCAUACCUGGUGUGUAGGUCUCCUGUAUGCAGUCAUUAUCCAUACCUGGCGUGUAGGUCUCCUGUAUGCAGUCAUUAUCCAUACCUGGCGUGUAGGUCUCCUGUAUGCAGUCAUUGUCCAUACCUGGCGUGUAGGUCUCCUGUAUGCAGUCAUUAUCCAUACCUGUAUGCAGUCAUUAUCCAUACCUGGUCUGUAGGUCUCCUGUAUGCAGUCAUUGUCUAUACCUGGUCUGUAGGUCUCCUGUAUGCAGUCAUUGUCCAUACCUGGCGUGUAGGUCUCCUGUAUGCAGUCAUUAUCCAUACCUGUAUGCAGUCAUUAUCCAUACCUGUAUGCAGUCAUUAUCCAUACCUGGUCGUGUAGGUCUCCUGUAUGCAGUCAUUAUCAUACCUGGCGUGUAGGUCUCCUGUAUGCAGUCAUUGUCCAUACCUGGCGUGUAGGUCUCCUGUAUGCAGUCAUUAUCCAUACCUGGCGUGUAGGUCUCCUGUAUGCAGUCAUUAUCCAUACCUGGCGUGUAGGUCUCCUGUAUGCAGUCAUUAUCCAUACCUGGCGUGUAGGUCUCCUGUAUGCAGUCAUUAUCCAUACCUGGUCUGUAGGUCUCCUGUAUGCAGUCAUUAUCCAUACCUGGUCUGUAGGUCUCCUGUAUGCAGUCAUUAUCCAUACCUGGCGUGUAGGUCUCCUGUAUGCAGUCAUCCAUACCUGGUGUGUAGGUCUCCUGUAUACAGUCAUUAUCCAUACCUGGUCUGUAGGUCUCCUGUAUGCAGUCAUUAUCCAUACCUGGCGUGUAGGUCUCCUGUAUGCAGUCAUCCAUACCUGGUGUGUAGGUCUCCUGUAUACAGUCAUUAUCCAUACCUGGUGUGUAGGUCUCCUGUAUGCAGUCAUUAUCCAUACCUGGUCUGUAGGUCUCCUGUAUGCAGUCAUUAUCCAUACCUGGCGUGUAGGUCUCCUGUAUGCAGUCAUCCAUACCUGGUGUGUAGGUCUCCUGUAUACAGUCAUUAUCCAUACCUGGUGUGUAGGUCUCCUGUAUGCAGUCAUUAUCCAUACCUGGUCUGUAGGUCUCCUGUAUGCAGUCAUUAUCCAUACCUGGUCUGUAGGUCUCCUGUAUGCAGUCAUUAUCCAUACCUGGUGUGUAAUGUUGUGGUCUGUGAUGGGUUAUCUAGUCUCAGUCCUCCAGCUGUCAGACUGAAAUUCCCAUAAUCCCAUGCACAAUUUCAGGAUUAUUAAUUACAAUGGGAAUUGUUACGAUCAGUCAAGGUAUUUUCAGGCAAAACUACUUUAUGUAAAUAUGGAGGCUAGUGGUACAGAAAAAGCGAGCAGUUAGAGCUAUAGAAUGGUGAUUUUCCUGUUUGUUUGUUUUUGUGUGUGUAAAAUGUAUUGAUCUGGUUUUUGCAUCAUCCCUUAAUAAUGGUAACAUGCAUGCCCACAAUGCCUUUAAUAUGUCUCUUAUCUCUUGUAUUUUCUUAUAUAUUCUAUUCCUCUGUAAAUAUCUUAGCAUUCAUGAUGGACGAGACAGAAGUAGCUGAAGCACGUUGUGUAUUUCGAGGGAUAGAACACAUACUGCGAAUCCGUGACACGGGGAACAGACUGGAGGUGGAAGUAGAAGAUGCUGUGACCACCGAUCAAUGGAGAGGGGAGUUUGAUGCUGAGUGUGAGUUUUACCAUGUAAAGUUGAAAUGUAUUCUUAACUUUGCUUGAAGUAUUUUUUUUAUUUUUUAUAGCAUACUAACAUUCUAUGGACAAAACUGGCCUUUUAAAACCGAUAUGUGAUCAGAUUUUUUUUUUAGGUGUAUUCAAUAUUAUUUUAUAUUAGUUUAUCAGAUUCAGACAUUGUUUAUUUAUAGACGCUUUUCUGUGCAUCCUAUUUCCUUGCAUAAUCCUCUAAUAAGUUAGUACUUUUAGUGAUGCUUUUUUAAUGAGCUAUUAUGCUCCAGUCUCAGACUGCACAGCUACCUGCAUGGGUGUGCCAUGUGUACCUGCAUCCUUUUCUGUCUGUACAGGACUACUCUGCAAUCAGGACAGAUUGUGAAAGACUGCAUGAAACACUGACAUUCUGAGCUGUAAAAACCACUAGAAGAAAUACAAAUCAUUUUCUAAAUAAUUGCUCAUCUGUACAUCUAAUAGUUGCUUGGCUAGCAAAAUGUGUGGAUUGUGUGACAAGAAGUUUAAAAUGUGGACUUGAGUACCUUUUAUUGAUCUGCUGGGCUGGAAUUUAGUUGAAUUACCAUGCUUCUCACUUAAAGGGUCUUUCUAAGCAGCAUCACAGCUAAGGUAGUGCAAAGGUAAUUGCACACAGAGUACCCCAAUCUUACUGUCAUACCUGCAAGUGGAUUAAAACUGCAGAAAUUUGUUAAAUAAAAAAAGAUGUACCUGCAGGUAUAAUGUUGCUUCUUAGAACUGUCAGUUAUCUGUAAUUACCAGUUCGAACUCUCCGAUAUCAAUUUUAUCUAAAUUAUGCAUAAAACUUACCUAGUGUCCUAUGGGUGCUGAUUUCCUUUGUUCUGCUGCUGGAAGCUCCAUCCAUUGGUCUAAAGCAAGUAGUGCAGGGUUUAGCUCAUUAGCUGGUGCUUCUAAACAAUGAGCUGGCUCUGCAUGGUAAGGCUUAGCUCAUUGGAACUAAUGGAAGCUCCUCGUAGAAGCUUCCUUCUCCUUCAGAGGCUGUGACCAGCGCUCCGCAGACUCCGGGUAAGUCGGCAUGCAUUUUGCAAACAGUUUAACUAAUUACCGUGUCAUUGCGCCUUGGCAUUCUUGGCAUCACGGAUUAAGGUGCUUGUAGUGUCCUUUUACUAUGCCUAUGAAAUAUGUUAUGACAAUAUAUCAUGUAGGCUACUUUACUCUCAUUAACCCGAAAUUGAAAAGAAUUGACUAGAGAAUUGCAUAUUCUUUGUAACAAAACAAAAAACCCUCUCCAAUCUGGCCUAUUUUUGUAUCCAAUUUGAAAUUCCUUUCUCAAUUCUCCACAAUAAUGUGUUGAGUGAAUAUUAAAAGCAUGUGUUUUCAUACUGUCUGAAAUGAUGGAGCCUAAUGGCAUAGAUAAACUGAAGACUCUGAAAGGACUGUAAGGUUGACUGUUGCCAGAAUUGGUUUGAUUUUUGCUUAUUGUGAACUUGGCGUUAUUAUAUUUCAUUGUCUUACAGUUAUAGAGGAUCUCACACACAAGACUGGAAACUUCAAGCAAUUUGCCAUCUUUUGCAACAUGCUACAUUCUGCCCUGACUCAGGUGAAAUUUAUGUCUUCUAUGAAAGUCCCUUGAUGGGUCAGUAAAUACCAUAUUUUAAGUCUUGAUUUGCCAAAGAGCACUAAAUGUGUAGCUUCUCCCCCAAGGGUAAAAAAACCAAACUCUUAACUCCUUCAUAUUUUGCGGAUACAUUUAUUUUCUUCUCCACACAGGCCAGCGAGUCGGUGACCCUUGACCUACUGACGUACGCAGACCUGGAAUUGCUACGCCACAGGAAAGUAGGAGGGACGUCUCGACAGGCUCCUCCCUCCAGAAGCUCUGCCCUUAGUUCAAAACGUUACCUGAUCCUCAUAUAUUCAGUGGAGUUUGACAGGUGAGCUUUAUCAUAGUAUAAGCUUAAAAGAUACCAGAAUUUUUUUAAAUGUAUUUUAUUAUUAUUAUUAUAAGAAUUCUUGCACUAUGUAAUAACAUUUUUAUAUGAAGUAUAUGUAAAAUGACCUGAAAAUCUGGCCUCUACUUUCAUAGAUCUCUAGAUCCCUCUGCAAUAUUCAAAUAUCUUUGGUCAGACUGAGCUAGAAUCCAACCAUUAGACUGUUGCUUCACACCCAGCACAGAGCAGUAUGUUCUUCUAAGUAGGACAGAGUUGCUGCAGUCCCUGUACAUAGUGAACACGGUCCUCUUUCCUUCCUAAGCAGCCUUUCAUUAUGCAGCAGCUCUACAAUAUACAGUCUGCUUCUAGUGAAUAUCUGCUUGUUUGAGCUCAUACAGUUAAAUAGCUCUGAUGGUUUGUCAUUGUUGAUUUUUGGAAACCAGCUUGUUCUGUCUUAUAAGUUUUUAUGGGUAGGUAAGUAUAUUAUUCUGGAGGAUUGCUAGUGGAUUGAGGACCUGUAGCCUUUUUUAUUUGGUGGGGUGAACAAUAUGUGCCCCUCCCUCCGAUCUAAUCUAUAAUCAAUUGGGGUCCCCACCCACCAGCAUGGGUAAGGCCGGGUAGAAGAUAAGAAGAGGUGGGGGCAUAUGGAGGUAAAAUGCAUCCAUUAUAGCAAUAUAGGGGUCUCAUCGGGGAACAUUCAGUUCCUCCAUGCAGAGUGUGUAGUCGCUGAUCAACAAAAAUGAAACUGUAGUGGUUCUGGUGACUAUAGUAUCGCCUUAAGGCAAAUAACAAUGUAUCUUUUCCUGUCAUUUGACUAUUAUUUAAGCCUAACUUGCUGUUUAGUCUUUACAUAUGUAGGUUCAAUACUCUGAGGUGGUGUGAGAGAAUGCAAUGCUAAACUCGGAUUAGCUGAGAUUUAAACAGAAAUCAUCAUUUUAAUAAAAUCCCCUUAGUAACAACUGCCUGUCAUCAAGCAGACAACCGGAUAGUUUCUCGCCUCACUUGCUUUGAACUAUAAUUCACAGCAGUAGUGGAUGUUUCUUAUAGAGAAGCACUGGUUUCAAUGCUUCUCCGAGAAGCAUUGUUGGUGUGACAGUAUUUCUCUGUAAGAACCAUUUCUCAGUAAUGACUUAACAGAAGAAGGAUUGGAGCUGCAGUGAGGAGACUCUAGGUCUAGGAACUGGAGUGCAAGUUCAAUUCGAACCCUUUUGAUAUUUAAAUGAGGGGUUCAGGAAUUUUAAGGGACAGAAGCAACAUUGUGUGGCUGAAACGUUGUCAUGACUGUUUGACAAAAUACGAGAGUAUUGCAGAAUGCAAUGAUACCUUUUUUAUUGGACGAACGUAAUAUUUCAAGACCAUGAAUUUGUUAUUGAAUUAAUUUACAUAUUAUGUUAGUCCAAUAUAAAAGGUAUUGCAUACUGCAAUAUACACAUUCAUUUUUUUCUUUUCUCUUGCUCUGUUGUCGCCUUGCAUGUGACUUGUAUCUAGUAUGCAGUGUUCGGUGCCAUGCUGCGUUUAGGCUUUGAGAAAAUGCACCCACUUGUAUCCCUUAUAAUAAAACCUUGAAAUCCAUGGCCACUUCUGAAUGAAAGACUUCAUGUGUGCUUUUAUGAAACCGUGUUUGUGUGAAGAUGCAUAAAAAAAGAGAAAAAUCUCCAAACUAGUCUGUGUGUUUAUCUGCAGGAUACAUUACCCCCUCCCUUUGCCAUAUGUUGGAAAGCCAGAUCCAGUCUACCUGCGCCAAGUGAUCAGAGGUUUGAAGGAAGAACUAGCGUCUUUGAGAGCUGCACAAGGAGGGGAAACCAUGGCGAGUGAAAUUCGGCAUUUACGAGAAGAGUGAGUGUCUGCAAAAAAUAUAAAGACCAUGAAAGUGUUAUUGAAUGAAUUUCCAUUUUCAGUUUACACUAUCGUGUUUCCAAAUAUUAGGCUUCAAAUGAUGAAGGAGGAGAAAAGGGAGGCAGAGCUUGCGUUGGAAAGGCUGCAGGAACUCUCUGUUCCCAAUGAGAAAGAGGCAAAUCAUACCCGAAUACUCAAGAGGGCGUUACAGACCCUGGAGACAGACCUACAUAAAGAGAAAAUGAAGAACCAGCGAGUGGCCAGUAAGAGACGGGAAGAGUGCAGGCAGUUAACAGAGCAGGUACACGCCAUAGGACCUUACUGACCAGGAGAUCUUGUAUCUUGUCAACCUCCAAGCAUAUUAAGCUUGUACUAAAAUUCACCAUAAGAAUGGCUAAUUAAAGGAACACUCCUUCCACCAUAACCUUUUCAACAUGUUGUUGUAGUGGUUAUGAUGACACGAGUCCCCUGGCUUUCUUCAAGUUGAUGUAGUUGAACCGUUAAUGGUUUUAAUGUGUUCCGGUCACUUUUGCUAGUGAGAACUGUUGGCUCUCCUGAGGUAAGCUCUGCACUCCAGGGACCGGCAGAUCUCCGGGAAGAUUAAUCGUUGGUGAACCAUAAUCACUACAGCGCGCUUGGAGUGUUCCUUCAAUAAUUUAUUUCAGAAACUAGUGAGAAUGUGAUGUCUUUUAAGUGCUUAUGCUAGCAAGUUGUAUGAAUAUUUGUAGGUUUUUCCUGACAUUUCAUCCACUGAUUAGGAGUGUUAUAAUUCAUUAACACAAAAUAAUAUUGCUUAUAAUACAUUAUGAAAAUUGGUAAAAAUAUUCUCCUCUUGAAUCAGUUUUUUAAAUUUAAUCUUUCAAUGGAUUUUGUAAUAGAUGGUGUACAGAGUACAUGCUGUAACUUCUAAAAUGGUAAAGGAAAGUACACUCUUGACUCGUCUUGGGUUACAGUAAAUUUUACAUUAUUUUACAUCUACCGGCACAUUUCAAGCUUUUCCCAAAGACUCUUACUGACUGUUACUGCCACCAAAAUGUAAGCAUAUAGUAUUUCCAAAGGAGAGGGCAGCACUCUGGCACAUUAACAGUGUUGGUUAAAGGUGUGAUAUCGAGAGACUUGCUCUGGGUCCUUGCCAUGCAAAAAUAGAAAAGGGAACCACAACAGUUCCAAAUAGAUUUUAAAGGGAAACUAUAGUUGCAGCAAAACAAAGUUGUUGUUAUAGCUCCCUAUAGCGCUCCCCUUGCCAUGGUGCAGAUAAAAACCCCUUCUGUCACUUAACGGAGUCCAGCGCUUAUGUCCCUCUCUGCUGGUUCGAGCUCCACCUCUGUUCUCUGAGCAUUAGCACCUUUGCAUUUUUGCUACGUGAAGUACGCUUCCCACAAUAUUCAGGAAGCCCCUAGACCCCUAGUGAUAGGCAACCAUCAGAACUCCAGAUAUUGUCUAUUAGGUCUCCCCUAAUGCAUUGGCAACGUUAUGGGAGGUAUAGUCCACAUCACACAGAGUGAAUGACUGGGGAAUUUAGAAGCAUCGUUCAUAAAUACCUUUAUUAUAUUUACCAUCUGCUGACUUGUAUUUUUUUUUUUUCUCUCUCCCGUCAUCUCUCCCGUUUUCCUCCUCUGUUUAGCUGGAGGAAUCUCGAGCUAUAGAACGUACCCUUCGGUUGAAGGUGAAGAGCUUAACCACUGAACUAGCAAUGUACAAAAGAGGGUGAGGAAACAUUAUUAGACUUUAGCAAGACAUGAUUCCUUUUUAAGUUGUCUUUUCAUCUCAUUCUAAUUGGACAAUAACCGGGUUCUUCACCAUAGUGAGACUUCAGAGUGAAUUUCAAAUAUAAGGUAAAAAUAGCCGAACUAGAAACAUUCUCUAAAUCAGCUAUGUUUCCAUUUCACACCCACAGACGAGUGACACCUACUGGACCAUCUCCACAGGGUCGCUCUAGCUCUGCCAACCGGGGCCCUCCCCAGCGAACUGCUUCCCGUGGAGAAAAGCCAUUGCGGAGGGACAGAUCUACAUCAUGUGACCGUAGUGGUAGGAGCUCGGGAGAGGGGAGGAAUCUGAUUAGAGCAGCAAGGUUGUCUCCCUCUCCAGUAGGUAAGUGUUCUGAUUAGUGUAAUUCCUAAUAAUAUGUAAAUUGUAUGAAACCUGUCUGAAUGUUGUUUUGUUGGUACAAACGGCUUUUUAAACAACCAUUUUCACCAAUGUCUCUGGUCACAAGACCCAUCUGUAUUCACAAGUUUUCCUUUAACUACUAUAAUCUCUACAUGUUCUCUGUCCUUUUCACUAGAAAAGAUGAGUGCCUUAUAAAAUGUGGAAAUCAGAGUAACAAAAUGUAUUUGGUAAGGUGCAUUGAGGGCUUAUUAAAUUGGUGGCCUUAAUCUCCCUAAUGCCGAGGAGUACAGUUUGGCAGCCCAACCCAGGCAUGCAUUGGACUGGUUAGAGAAUUAGUUUUUUGGCUUGCCAAUUUGAAUCUUUCUUAGCCUUGCCAGACUCUCUGCCAGCCUUACCUCAACCACCUCACUUCCAAAUAAUAUUGUCUCAUUCUCUCUUAAGAGUAAUGAUGGAAGCUCCACAUGGUGAGUGACCAGAACUCAUAUUGUUAAUGAUUGUCACUUCUCAAGGCACUAAACUUAGAAGAUGACCCAUGGGUGCUGCCUUAUAAUAUCCCUUGCAUGGCAUAAUCCGAUACAUGGACAAAUGUCUCCAUUUUAUAUUACUGCACAGUAUGGGGUAAUGGUGGCGCUACAUCCAUGAUCCACCGCAAUUCUUUUUAACACUUUCCAACUUGGCAUGUGUUCACAGACACUUGACUUUCUACAGCAAGCAUGUCAAAAUCAAAGGCUAACACAGGCCAAAUAAAUAAGGUUUAAAUGUAUGUGGGCCGCAAAAAAACAAAAACUUCAGUUUUCAUUGAAAUGUACAGUAUAAAAAAAAAGUUGCCUAACUGACACAGAACAUCCUCACGCUCAUAGGGCUUCAAAGUAAACAAAAGAGCAAAUUUAUUUUAAGGAGAUAUUUAUUUGCAUAUAACUGUUUCAGUCCAACUACCUUGACAUAUUAAGAAAAGUUUGGUAAUGGGACUGAAAUGGUGAAUGUAUGCUCUUGCACAGCUGUAAAAAAACAAAUUAUGUUAUCUUGUUUAUUUUGAAGUCCUAUGAAUGUGUUCUUCACUUUGGCUGGGUUCAUCAAACUUGAUGAUCUCAGCCAAUCCAAUGCUUUCAAAUAGGAAAGCAUUGGGAGGCUAUUGUGCAAGUGUGGUAAAAAGCUACGUGGCCAAACACCAUCUGUAUGGGGAGCGUUCAGCGCCUCCAUGCAGACCCAAUCUAAUACACUGCCCCCUCCCCGCAUUAGUAUGUGCUUCACAAUCUAUCUGCUCGAAAAUUUCAUACUGGUACAUUAUUUGGUGGUCUUCUGAAUAAGAUGAUGCACAUCCCAUGCAUUCUACAAUCGUUUGAAUAGAGUAUAGAGUUUACCUUCAAUAGUAAAAUCUUUGGUUAAAUAUAGAAAAUGACGUAACUGGAAGGGCCUAUUUUUAAAGUUUGUUUUUUAGUUCACCAAAAUUCUAGGUUUAGUGAAUAAACCCUUCACGUUUGCAGCUAAGUUUCAGUGCACCACUGUUCCCUGUUUACUGAAUAAACCUCACUGUCCUUAAUAAGCCUUUGUGAGGACUUCUAUUGAGAAAGAGAUGUUUGAUAAAUUGCAGGAGACCUAUACAUAGCUCCCAAGGUCUGUAAAUACUAUAAAAUUUAAAAAUUGUCCUGCUUGACCAACAUGAGUACGUGACUUGGAUCAUUAAAUGUUUUAUUUUAUAUAUAUUUUUGUUUAUUUUUUUUGCGGCGCAUUUUACACCUCCUCCCCAAGGCAGUAGCAACCCUCUUUUGAAAAACAGGGACCAGCUUAGUUUUUCCCUUGACGUGCGUGAGCAAACUGCAUUGAAUGUGUUUUGUAUUCAUUUGCAACUUAACCAAUUAAGAAUGAUUACAUUGUAUACACAAUGCAAACCAAUAAAAUGAGACAGCUACACACCGUAAAUAAGAAGCCCCAUAACGUAUCUAAUUCGUCACAUCUUCAUCAGGUCCAGGUUGUAUACUGGUAAUGCAGCUGCAAAGUCCUGAUAACUGGAUGAUAUCAUCUGGAAGGGUAACACUAGAUUGCAGGCUUGCUGGCAUUGUCCUUGCUGUGUGGGAGGCCUAAUGACCUGUGCAUAUGAUUGGCUUGCUUAUUUCUUGGGUUCUAUUCAUUCUGUAUUGAUGAGUCAGUGCUAUAAAUAUUUAGUUUUUGAAUAAAUUGACAGUCAUUUCAGCUCUUGGAUUUACGAAUUAACGAAACGUACAACUCUUGUUAAAGAUUUGUUUUAGAAAACUAGUGUGUCAUGGUAGAAUAAAGUUGCCACUCUUCUGUGUCGUAGGUCUUCGUCCUCCAAGGUUUGAUCCGACUGCCUUUGUGAAAGACCGUGAGCGCAAGCAAAGGGAGGUGGAACAAAAGAAGUAAGAAAUUAUCCUUCUAAAAUACCCCACCCCCCACCAUUGUCACAGGCUUGAAGUAAAAACUGUGUGCCUAUUUCCCCCAGUACCAGGGUGCGCAGAGUUUCUGGGUCCCCAUCCACUUUAAGAGGACAGAGACGCAGCUCAUCAGGUGAGUCUUCUACCUUUCCAGCUCUUAUUUAUGUUUUAUCUUUCUUCAAUGUAAAGUCCUCGAGUGUGUCUCUCAAUACAUUUAGAGUUUGAAGCUGUCUCUCCAAAUUUAGGUUUAAAUGCCUGAGUUUAGCUGCCCAGAUUAUGGUUUGAAGUGUUGUCUUUUCUGAUUUUUAGACUACAUUGUUGGGACUAUCUCUCAGCAGCAUUGGUUAGAGUUUGCGGCCUUUCUGCAGUCAGGUUAAGACUGUGCAGAACCUUUUCUCUUGGCGCACAAUUCAUAAAAAAACUUUCUAUGUUCCAGUUGAGAGUCUGCGAAGCCGCCGUUCAUAUCAAAGCUCAGGUGAUGAAAUGGAGGACACCGAGCCACUUGCCAGCAGGUAAUAACUGAGGGGGGAGGGAGGGGGGGGGGGAAACCUUUACUGGUUUAUGUAAUAACAUUUUCUGAAAUUCUUGUCUGGAAGCCGAUUUGGGUUUGAGCAUUAGAAAAAGGUUUAAGGGUAAGGGCUUUGGUUGAACAUGUUCUGCGCUCAAUGCACUGAACACAUGGCUAGAGCUAAAGUGCUCCUGACUUUUUACCCCAAAUAUCUCUAAUCCGGUCCAAUGCCUGGAAUAGCAGUAAGCACAUGUUCAAGGCAGUUUUCAUUAAACUGUGUAGGUGACAAAUGCACUUUAAUUACUUGUUACACCCAUGUUUUUUUUCCACAUGAGCAAGUAUUAUAAAGCAUAUUAUAUUCUUCAAGCUGUAUUGUACAAUAAAUAGCCUCCACAGGUGUUAGCAGUACAAGCCUACCUAAUGUUAUUUGCCACUGUCUGUAAUUAUCGGCAUAUUUCACAUAAAAUCAUUAUAUUGGGUUAUGGGCAAAUCCAUGGUUGACCAAAGUUGAUCUGGUCACCUGUUGGACUGAAUUCCCCAUAAUUCUUAGCUGGCUGUUGGAAACACCAAAUUUUAGUGUUCAAAAUGGAUUAACGGUUUGUGGACAUUUUACAAGAGAUAACAUUACUUCUAAUGAUUAGCAUACAUUUCCCCCUCCCGUCAAAAGUUGUCUUGAGGUCAGAGAAUGGCACAUAACUGUGCCACCUUUUCAUAAAUAUAAUGCAUAGUCUAACUACUCCUAUCACUAGUUUAGAGAAGUGAAAGAAGAAAAUGAAUUUUGAAAAUGUGUUAGGAACUGGAUGAAAGAGAGUUAAUUGGUUUAGAGUCUUUGAGUUUUGCUGGUCAAAUGGCAGAGUUUUUGUGGCACCCCACCAACCUCUCGAGUCUUUUUGUAUUUCCUAAUUAGUCCUGUUGCUGAGCAGAAGUGGUGUGUUUUUAGUCUCCAUGUUCAUUUUGAAUUCUAAGCUUGGCAUGUUUAUAGUCUACUGCAGAAGCCGGAUGGUGACCAAUUCUGUGUGUUGAUGAUGUAAAAGCUCCUGCAAAGUUUGGGCAGAAGAGCGUACUGAGGAAAGCCAGAAGAUAUUUUAGUCAAUCCAUUAGCUGAGGAAGCCCUUUUGUUUGCUGAUAUUUGUGAUUUAAGAGGAUCCCAACCCAGUCCUCAAGUACCCUCUAACAGUCCAGGAUUCAGGAAUUACCCAGUUGUGUCUAAUGUGUUUUUUAGAAAAACAAAAACACUUUAGACACAACCAGGUAAUCCCUUAAUCCUGGACUAAUAGGGGGAACUUGAGUACUGGGUUGGGAACCACUGACUUGGAGGGAUUCUCAGGUCUGGCAGAGUGUGAAACUAGGCAAGGGAAGAGUGGAACAAGUAUAUAGUAUAGUAAGUCAAAUACAGGUUAGAGGAGAAAAGAGAUUCACUUACAAUGUAUAGUUCUAUCUUAGCGCUUGGGCAGUUUAACCCCUGACUGAGGAUGUGAGGUGUAUCUCUUGAUCCAAUGAGGGGUGGUCCGAAGAUUAUGAAAUACAAACAGAAUGGAUACCAAUAUAGUGUAGUAUAUUUGGUGUCAUAGAUGAGGGUGAUAUUAUAUGUGGAUAUGCACUCACAUUCUAUGUAGCCUAAAGAUGGCUCUGAAUACAUUUCGUGAAGUGGUAUAAUCCACACUCUUGGAUAUGUUGGUGGUAGUGAUCCUCACGAUGAUGAUGUGUGGAUAAAAAAAAUAAAACUAAACUGGGGGCGGAGCUAAGCUAUUGAACGGAACGGUCGCAUGCCUAAUGUGCUCCGACACCAGAGGCCUGUUUUUCGAAUUUUCAGCGGCCCCAGAUACCGACAAACGGACCCCACCUGGACCCCCAGGCAGACCACACCGGCAUGGGCCGAAAAAUAAAAAAACAGAGGCCGGACAAGCCGAAACCAGGGGCGAGCAUCGGAGACUUAUGGCGGCAGGCGCAUGGCGCCUCAAUGCCCAAAAUGGCGGCCUACAUGGAGGAGAGCUCCGACUUCUCUGACGACCAUAGUUUGGAGCCCCGGGAUCUACAACCUCCAGCUCCGAGAGAACUAAACCGGAACACGGUACCCGCAACCUUACAACCGGAGUCAUCACCAGUCACCAAAGCCGACAUGCAGGAGCUGCUGGCAGGCCUGCGGAGAGACAUCCAAAUGGAUUUGGCGACUUUCCGCAAAGACCUACAGGGUUUGACUGGCCGCAUGGGUACCCUGGAAACUGACACCCACAAUGCGAAGGCACAACUUACCCAACUACAGCAAGAGGUGCAGACACUGCAAAAACAACAUACCGCCACGGAACAGCGGUUUGCAGCACUGGAGGACUCCAGGCGAAGCAAAAACCUUAAGAUCAGGGGAGUAGCAGAAACAGUCCCCGACGCGGAGCUACCGCAUCUGAUAAGACGUCUACUAACGGCGGUAUUGCCCUCUAAACAGGCGAAAUCGGUGUCACCCGAAGAAAUAUUCCGGAUCCCGAGACCACAAAAAGCACCAGCCACAGCUCCGCGUGACCUGAUUGUCCGAUUUCAAUCAGGGCAAGACAAAGCAGCAGUCAUGGGGGCACUAAAAGGAAAGACCCCCUACAACUUUGAGAACUUACUACUCACGUUUUACACUGACUUAUCAGGAAGCACCCUGGCGUGGCGCAAAACACUACAGCCUUUCACGCUGCUUCUCCGCGAACGGAGCAUAUCAUACAGAUGGAGAGGAUCCCGCACUCUAGCCGUCCUCCAAGGUAACAUCUCUUACCCUGUCCAAGACCUCGAAGGGGCGGUGGCCAUCUUAGAGACCCUGGGCCUUCCACAAGACUCCCUACACAACAGAGGAGCAGGGACAGGGGCCGCAACGCAUGUCUGGGACCCGGCCGGCGCAGCUCCAUUUGUACCACGCAAUUCCGCAGAAGACACCUACAGAACGGCCACAACCUGAACUCUAAUCACUAAUCUCUACAGAGAAUCACACACCAACCUUCCAGCUUAACAGAGACUUUUUCCCCUUUUUUUUUUUUUUCUCCCCUGACCUCACUCACGUUAGUCCAUACUGAACCCAGGCACUACCAUCUCAGGACGGUCGGGGGCAAGAGGGCCUAUAUCCCCCAUGCUUACCUGGAUGUUGCUGGGAUCCAACCCCCGUCGGUCGCUCUGACCGUCAGCACGGACUUUAGGUCAAUAGACUUGGGCCUCAUCGGCUGAUCCAGCAGGGAUUUGGACUCAAUAGCAGGCAUAGUACUCGCUGUAACCCAGCCUCAUAUGCCCCAAAUGAACUCCCACGAAUCUCGGUUAACAAUGUUAUUUUCUUCCCAGUUUAAAGUGCGGUGUGUGUUUGUUUUUGGGUUUUUUUAUGCUGCCAACGUUAGCCCUUGAAAAGCAUCGCACAGACAGCUUAUUGUUUAGAAUGAUUAUUAAUCUUAGCAUGCAAAUACAUUGAGAGCCCCGGUAUAGCGUAAUGUUUAAACCUGUAAGCAUAUGAGAAAGGUCUCCUUUUACGCAACAUAUGCAUCUCCCAUUUAUGUUUGCAUGUAAUACUAUACUCGGGCCACAGGGCCGCACUACUCAACCCAGGGAUGGCCUCCACCUUAAUGAGGAGACCGAGUGGUGUCUUAUGGUAAUCUACGUAUUGCUAAUAUGAUUGAAGGAAUAUAGCCAUGGGGGUCAACUGUAUUAACUAUCAGUUUAGCUAACUAAUUUACUCACCCACUUAUUAGAUUUAAUCACCAAUUUACAGGUCUGCUAAUAUGUUGUUCUAAAUUGAAUGUCUUGUUUUAUAAGCAGACCUGUAGGUUUCAGCAUCCAUCUCACUACUGUAGUAUAUAGCGAAAUGACGCCAAGAUACUCACAUACUACGCUACAAUGCAGUGAAACAAGGUCUAGCCUGUAAUCGAGCUUGUUUUGUUUUUGUUUUUUUGUUUUUUUCUAUCAUUACAAAAAUGUGCACACACACAAGCCACUGCCAAGCUAUUGAGCAUGUUUUUGUACGCUGUUGUGGCGUUUGCCGAUGUUAUGUACCAAUCUGCACAAUCAAAAUAAAGAAUAAAAAAAUAAAUAAAUAAAAAAAUUAAAAAAAAUAAACUAUAGUGCACACUGUAAUUUAAAAAAAGUGUAAAAUAACUGGAAAUUUGCUCACAAGUGUGAAACAAAAACGGAUUGUUGCUCAAUCUUCAACGUGUAAGUGGUAUGUUCCCUACCAAGGAGUUUAAUGUCUAGGGAUCAGGAACAAAACAGGAUGGUCGAGGCAUAUGAGAGAUCCACUAGCACCAAUUCUAAUUAUGUACCAAAACACAUUAUGUGUUUGUUUGUUUUUUUUGUUUUGUUUUUGUGUUAAGGUGCCUCACUUCUUUCUCUUAGUGGCUCUGUUACAUGGAGCCUUAGCGCUAUUGCUCUUUCUUUCCUUUGUACACAUCCUAUAAUCCUGUGCACAAGAACUACAAAUUAAGAUGGUCAAAUAAAAGAAAUCCAUUAGUUUUAUUAGAAGUAUCUUAAAAGUACAUAAAACACAAUAAAAUAUAGCACAAGCUUGUUUGAUCACAUUAAAUUAACUUUAUCAAAGGUACACUACAAGAAGUAUUCAACUCACCACACUCUAUAGAUGUUCCACUGUUGUCUUGUCUUGUUUCAUACUUGGACGCAAUGAGGAUCUCUCUAGGCGCUGCUCCCUUCAUUAUAUGUCCAUUUCCUACCUCUGACCAGAAUAGAGGGACUCUGAUUUCGGUUGUCCCAGCUGCCUUCAUCUGUACACUGCUAGUGCUAGAAACUUGCAUUUCUUUUUUUCUACAAGUAGUUUUCAGCAGCUUUGUUAUGGGAGAGUUUUGUCGAUUGAUAGGAUACCAAUAUUUCAUUGUAUCCUGUAUGUGUUUUUCUAGUAGGAAAGCAGAUUCACUGAGCUAGAGUAUAAUUUAUUUUUGUUGUUUCUCUUUGUACCCUCUCCAGUGGGGACAGACGGACGGCAACACGUGGGAGAAGACCAUUUGCACCAUCGUCCUGGAACUCUCGCAGCAGAGUAAGUUCACUAACAAGGGUUUAUUGAGUUUUAGAAUUUCCUCAACUUUUGAUCCUUGGGUAAACUUUCUUAACUUUUUUACAUUCCCUAUUAUCCGUGAAUUUACCAGGGAACAAGAGAAAAGUCAUCUGAAAAAAAGCGGCUCUCCAGUACACCUACUUACGACCGGAAAACUGAGAAAGGUAGCUUAAUUAUCAUAUCCAUAAUGCUUUGUUGUGUAUUCCUUACCCUAUAUUUAUUAUCUCUCAUGACUGAUCUGUAAUCUAUUUUAUGCUAUACAGAAAACCGUUUUGACGCAAUCUCAGACCUCUCAGACAUUGAUGCCCGGCUACAGGCACUGCAAGAUUACAUGAAGAACCUGGACACUCGAACGUAA